UGACUAAAUUAGCUCGUUCCAGCAACGGGAGCCGCUGUUGCGGUUUUUCUUCGUCUACCUCUCAUUUCUUCACUCUCUCUGCUCAGCAGAACCACAUCACCCAUCCUCACCUUCCUAUCCACCACCGCAGCUCUUCAUCGCUCAAGAUGUUCAAGAGCCGCAUGUCCUCCUUUGCCCGCCCGGCCUUCUCGGCUGCCACGCGGCGCGUAGCAAAGCCCUCCUCCCUCAGAUUCCCUCUCGGCUCGAGAUUGGCGAGCACAUCAGGUGUUGGUGAUGGAAAGAUUCACCAGGUCAUCGGUGCCGUCGUCGACGUCAAGUUCGACACAGCGAAGCUGCCCCCCAUUCUAAACGCCCUUCAGACAGACAACCAGGGCAACAAGCUCGUCCUCGAGGUCUCGCAACAUUUGGGUGAAAAUGUCGUCCGUUGUAUUGCCAUGGACGGUACUGAGGGUCUCGUCCGAGGCGCCAAGGCUACCGACACUGGCGCUCCCAUCACAAUUCCUGUCGGCCCUGCCACACUCGGUCGUAUCAUUAACGUCACUGGUGACCCGAUCGACGAGCGUGGACCCAUCAAGUCCGAGCACACCCUGCCCAUUCACGCCGACCCUCCUGAGUUCGUAGACCAGUCUACUACUGCUGAGGUUUUGGUUACUGGUAUCAAGGUCGUCGAUCUUCUCGCUCCCUACGCUCGUGGUGGAAAGAUUGGUCUGUUCGGUGGUGCUGGUGUCGGAAAGACUGUCUUCAUUCAGGAGCUGAUUAACAACAUCGCCAAGGCUCACGGUGGUUACUCUGUCUUCACUGGUGUCGGUGAGCGUACUCGUGAGGGUAACGAUUUGUACCACGAAAUGCAGGAGACCUCCGUCAUUCAGCUUGACGGCGAGUCCAAGGUCGCCCUUGUGUUCGGUCAGAUGAACGAGCCCCCCGGAGCUCGUGCCCGUGUCGCCUUGACUGGUCUUACUAUUGCCGAGUACUUCCGUGACCAGGAAGGCCAGGAUGUGCUUCUCUUCAUCGACAACAUUUUCCGUUUCACACAAGCCGGUUCUGAGGUGUCUGCUCUGCUGGGUCGUAUCCCCUCUGCUGUCGGUUACCAGCCUACUCUUGCCAUUGAUAUGGGUGGUAUGCAAGAGCGUAUUACCACCACCAAGAAGGGUUCCAUUACCUCCGUCCAGGCCGUCUACGUCCCUGCUGACGAUUUGACUGACCCUGCCCCCGCUACCACCUUCGCUCACUUGGACGCCACCACUGUCUUGUCCCGUGGUAUCUCCGAGUUGGGUAUCUACCCCGCCGUCGAUCCUCUUGACUCUAAGUCUCGUAUGCUUGACCCUCGUAUUGUUGGUCAGGACCACUACGAGACCGCCACCCAGGUCCAGCAAAUUCUCCAGGCCUACAAGUCUCUCCAGGAUAUCAUUGCCAUUCUGGGUAUGGAUGAGUUGUCAGAAGCUGACAAGCUUACUGUCGAGCGUGCCCGUAAGAUCCAGCGUUUCUUGAGCCAGCCUUUCACCGUUGCCCAAGUUUUCACUGGUAUCGAGGGUAAGCUGGUUGACCUGAAGGAUACCAUCGCCUCCUUCAAGGCCAUUCUGAAUGGUGAGGGAGAUGACCUCCCUGAGGGUGCUUUCUACAUGGUUGGUGACUUGGCCUCGGCCCGGGCGAAGGGUGAGAAGAUUAUGGCGGAUCUAGAGAAGUCAUCAUAAUUGGCUAGACUGGGUCAUGUUAAAUAGAAGCUGCCUACAAGGGGGCGGCGGCCUGUGUAUAUCUAGAAAAGGGGAGCUAUGUGGUGUGGCGUGAUUUCUAGCUCAAAUCAAUUCCCUUUGUUGAGCUGUAUACCAAGAAAUGCAUCCUAAUUCUUAAAAAUACUUUGUCC
Molecule: messenger RNA, 1861 nt
Organism: Xylaria bambusicola
Lineage: Eukaryota; Fungi; Ascomycota; Sordariomycetes; Xylariales; Xylariaceae
Product: P-loop containing nucleoside triphosphate hydrolase protein
Exons: 7
Coding region: 147-1691 (514 amino acids)
Biological process (GO): proton motive force-driven mitochondrial ATP synthesis; proton transmembrane transport
Molecular function (GO): ATP binding; ATP hydrolysis activity; proton-transporting ATP synthase activity, rotational mechanism
Source: RefSeq, a predicted model, not a curated record